Molecule: messenger RNA, 3163 nt
Organism: Sycon ciliatum
Lineage: Eukaryota; Metazoa; Porifera; Calcarea; Leucosolenida; Sycettidae
Product: hyaluronan-mediated motility receptor-like
Exons: 20
Coding region: 274-2523 (749 amino acids)
Cellular component (GO): membrane
Molecular function (GO): hyaluronic acid binding
Source: RefSeq, a predicted model, not a curated record
GAAAUUCAAAAUUUCAAGCGUGAACCACCUGCAGCUUUCCCGAUCGGACUUUGCUGUUGGCUUGCGUAGUUCGGUUGUUGCAUGGGUGCCAGUUUCUUCAUUGCCAUUCAAACUAAUUUCUUGCCUUGACUCUGUUUCGAAUUUCGUAAGGCUGAUCCGUUUCACUCAACCAUUCUUCUACACCAACUAGCUCACGCUGCACGAACGCGGUGGAAGGAGCUCGCAGUCGCACACCCGUAUCUUGGCUAGACAUCAGUUGCUGAAAUCGCCCACAUGUUUUCGAAGGCCAAACGCUUUGACGAAUCCAAGGCAUGCGGCCCUCCGCCUGGCCACUACAAUCCAAAGAGGGAGGAUGUCAUUCUCCAUGGACCAGCAUCAUUUGCCAAGGCCAGCCGGUUUGUCGAUGAAAGAGAAGCGGCCGCCCUCGCAGGCCAGACUGAUAGCAAGGAGAAUGUUCCUGAGAAGCAGAUGCCGGUGGCACAGACGCCCGUCAUGAAGAGGAGCAGCUUCCGCACGCCAUCUCUGCAGCGCACGCAGUCCAUGAACCGCACGCCGCUGAAGAACAGCAACAGUCUCGGCGACCUGGUCAUCGUCAACCCUGAGAAGGAAGAGGUGAGGCGCUUGCUAGCCGAGCAGAAGAAGUUGUACGAGCAGCUGAAGUCAAAGGAUGAGCAGCUAGCAUCAGUGAAGGCUGAGCUUCAGAGGCUAACACAGGAUGAAUCCAAGGACCAGGUCGAACAAGACUCAAUGGCCGCUGAAAUGGAACUCCUCCGCAACACCAUAUCCAUCUUGAGCCAGCAGAAAGAGGAACUAGUUUUGCAGGCGGAAGCUGCGGCCGUCCACACGGAGUCUGUCGAGUCUGACAACAAUCACUUGCAUGAUAUGCUCUCAUCGCUACGGCAGGACAUUGAUCAGCUGACGACCGAGAACAACCGGCUAUCCUCCGAUCACCAGGUUUGGCAGAGCGAGUUGAGCGAUGCCCGCACCCACCGGGAGGUUGCCGUGGCAAUGACGGAGCGCGUACAGCAGCUGGAGAGCGAGGAGCACCGCCUGACGCACCAGUGUGCACAGCUCAGUCAUGAACUGGAACAGGUCACCCACCGGCUCUCCGCCGAAAUCCAGCAAUCAACUACAAUGGCCGGCAGCAACGUGUCGCUGGAGUUGCGAGUGCAGUCGCUGGAGGAUGUGCUGCUACAGGAGCGCAGCAGAGUGCACGCCACCGAGACUAGCCUGCAGGCACAGACCGAAGCCAGUAAGCGCCUGCAGCAAACCAUCGAUUCGCUAGACCUGCAGCUCGAGAUGACAGCGGAACAGCAUCAGAAGGAGAUAUCCACGUACAGCGGGCGUCUGCUCGAUGCUGACGCAAAUUCUCUCCAGUACCAGCUCGAUCUCAAGGCCAGUGCUGAAGAGGCGGCCACAUUCCGAGAUCAACUCACGGCAGAGCUAGCCAAACUCCAGCUGCUCGAGGAGAACAUGGAAAAGGAACGUUCGGCGCGUAGUGAGUCAGAGGUGAGCUUCGAAUCUCGACUUGGUGAGCAGAGGCAGCAGAUCUGCGGCAUGGGAGAGCAGAUUGCACAGAAGACAAACGAACUGGAAGCACUGCAAAGUGACCUACUAGAUGAGCGCACACGAUUGACAGAAGCCCAGAGCUCGCUAGUGACCGUGGAAGACCAGCGAGACGCUCUUCGGGCUCAGUGCUCGGACCACACGGCUGAAAUCGAUCGACUUGCCAGUGACAAAGCUGUGCUGCGGCAGAAACUGGAGCAGGCCUGCGACACAAAUCAACAGCAUCUUUCCGGUCUGGAGGAGCAGCUUACGAUAGCCAAAGAGGAAAUCUGCAGUCUCCAGACAACCAUUGAGAAUCAUCAGACCGUUGAGGACGAGAUGGACAGGAAGUGGCAGGAGCAACUCGUCCAGUCUGAGGAGAAGGCUCAGCGCGUCAACCAGGAGCUUAGCAGGAGGUUGAUUGAUGCCGAGAAGAGACUUGUCCACACAGUCUCCGAACACCAGGAAGCGCGUCUGCAGCUACAGGAAAGACUGCAAGCCGUGGAGGCGCAGCUGGACACCGCGCUGGCUGAGCAGGAACAGAACGGCGAAGCAGAGAAGUGGCGUGAGGCAUACGAGACGCUGCGUGAUCAGUGCGCCCCGUUCACCGCUCAACUGGAGAUGUUCUCUGCAGAGAAGCAGCUGCUGGAAUCGCAAACCUCCCUGGCCAAGUCAGAGGUGGAAGACUUGAAUCGUCGCUACGGCGAGCUGCUGGGCCAUCAGAACCAGAAGCAAAAGAUCAAGCACAUCAUGAAGAUCAAGGAGGAGAACUUGACCAUGAAGCAGGAGCUGAUGCGGCUGCGCGAGCAGUGCGACCGCCAGAAGCGCACCAUUCGCCAGCACGAGGAGAGGCCGCGCGUUGCCUCGGUGAUGGCCGCGUCGCGCAAGGCGCUCGGGGCGACCAACAGCACCUCGCUGCCGUCUCACGGCGGCAAGUCACGGCAUUCGUCCGCCGAGGAAGCCUGGAAGGAGAAUUAGAUCCGAUCGCACACCACUCUCAGGAUCAUUUCACUCCCCUCUGCUAAACUGGCAUUGAUUCAGCCUCAACAUCUUGCAUGCGUGAAGAAUCGAACAAAAAAGUCUGCUCUGCCAUGUGUACAGUUUUAUGUGUGUGUGCUGUGGAGUACUCCAUUUUUGUUUUCUGUUCUUUUUUUGUACAUGUAACGUCGCCUAACGCUGUUAGUCCGUCAUAAAACCAUCCGUUCUCAAGAUAUCGUAACCGAAUAGUGUUUGACAAACCAAUUGAGGGGACAACCCUCGUCAUCUGAUUUCAUAUUCAUCGACAUCAUUAUCACCGCGGUACUGCACACGGCAUCAUCUGCAACUCGCGUCUAGGCUGCUAACUGUUAGCUUGACAAACCCUUCUUGCUAACGUGUUUGUGUGUAUGCUCGUCUCGUUACCAUUAGAUUAGGUAGUAACUACUAGCUGCUGGCAUGUGGCUUCCUCGAACAAUGGAUGCCCCUGCUCUCUUUUUCUGCAUCUGGGUUCAAACUCUCUGUAUGCACUGCAUGCAACACUUUGUAUGACUGAUUUUAUUCACGUACUUUUGGCUGUUAUUACGUUUGCAUCGUAUUUGCACAUAGGUUCAUUUUUAGGUAUAACAACUUUAGUGGUUUA